AUGGCAUGCGGAAGUGCUGCACAUUGCACAACCGUUCGAGGUGUGCCGUUAUUGCCCGAAUUACUGAGUGUUGUACUAGGCAAAUAUAACCUUAUUGGAGGUGAUGUAGGAUCUGAAGAAAGGGAGGUGCAUUUAAUAAUAGUCCACGAGGACUUCAAACUUCCAUACUUGCAUAAUGACAUUUCACUUUUGAAAUUGAAAACGGAAGUGACUUAUAACGAUUACAUACAACCAGCCUGUCUAUGGUACAAGGCGGCUUUUGAUUAUCUGCCAACAAACCAAAUAAAUGGAACUGUCGUUGGCUGGGGAUUCGACAUAACAGAUAAUUUAUCCCCAAAAUUAAAUAGAGCAAGCUUAAUGAUAGUAUCAGAAGGAACUUGUAUUAAGAAGAAUCCCCUAUUGUAUGCAACUGUGCUGACAGAUAGAAAAUUUUGCGCAGGAAAUUCGGACGGAAUAUCUGCCUGUAAUGGCGACAGUGGUGGCGGGUACCACGUCUUUGUGCCAGACACUCCUAAGGAUAAUUCCCCCAACGCCACCGGAUCCUGGUAUGUUCGAGGCAUUGUUUCACUAACUGCGAGGCGUAGUGACGCAGCGAUAUGUGAUCCCCAUCAGUACACUGUAUUCACUGAUGUAGCUAAAUUUACAAAUUGGAUUGACAAAUAUGUCCAUUAAAAUAUUGAAGAAUU
Molecule: messenger RNA, 686 nt
Organism: Pieris napi
Lineage: Eukaryota; Metazoa; Arthropoda; Insecta; Lepidoptera; Pieridae
Product: chymotrypsin-like elastase family member 2A
Exons: 6
Coding region: 1-672 (223 amino acids)
Biological process (GO): proteolysis
Molecular function (GO): serine-type endopeptidase activity
Source: RefSeq, a predicted model, not a curated record